Molecule: messenger RNA, 1026 nt
Organism: Ogataea philodendri
Lineage: Eukaryota; Fungi; Ascomycota; Pichiomycetes; Pichiales; Pichiaceae
Exons: 2
Coding region: 1-1026 (341 amino acids)
Source: RefSeq, a predicted model, not a curated record
AUGACGUGUAAAGCAAUAGCUCAUGCUGCAACGCCUGCAGGAGCCCUGUUCAGCCGUGAAUCAAUUACAGCAAUCUCGUCGCUAACACUGCCAUUGGUUGCCGAAGACACUGAUCUGUCCAAACUAGUUCUUCUUCUGGCACCGAACUUAUCGAAUGCCGAGGACGCACUGCUGCUUUCGGGAACAUAUCUUGCAGGAGAUGAAGAACGGCUUCCCGAAGGUGAAACACUAGAAUCUCUAUUUUCCUGUAACAUCUUCAUCUUUGCAAGGAUGUUUCCUCUUGGUGGAGACGCCUUGAAUCCUUGGGAUCUCUGUGGAGAGUUUGACUCUUGGUCAGGUGAAAAUCUAGAUGCUAAGGAGGAAAUCGCAGCGUUUGUACUUGGUACUUCUCUUUGGGCUGAUCUUGGUUGUUCUGGGUCGGCCUCCUGGCUACGUUCUCUGGUUGGAGUCACCACUAUUUGCCCAAUAGGGGUUCCAACAGGGGAUCCGUUAAGAAAUGGAGGAGGCUUGGAUGCCUUUUUGGAAUUGUCAGUAAUUCCCUUGAUGCCCUCUUGGCUAAGCUUUUGGGUGAUUCUUAGUGGACGCACUGGAGUGUCGGAGUCCUCGCCAAGAACAGAGCGAGUAGGAGACACCGGAGUUUCCAAAGAAUUAGAUGCAGGCGAUUCUAAAGUUUGCUCUUUUGACAAAUUCAACGAUUUAGGAACCUGUUGUGUGAGAGUCGAAGCGUCUGCCGCCUUUGAUGGUUCUCCGCUCUUCAGCUUGGCAACCUUCAAGAAAUCAGAGACAGCAAAGCAAACGUCAUUAACAGCAGUGUUUAUCACCAGCUUUGGAAUGACAUCGCGGUACAUUGCGAAGUAUCUGGUGCUGGUCAAUGCAUUGGAGAUUGCAGACUGCACCAGACGGCCCUUGUCGGCUAACUCUGACGAACCCAGUUGCCCCACAUUCGCGAUCUCAUUGGCACGAGUCACAAGCACGGCUAUUCUCUCAAACAACAAAUCGGUGUUGAUCUCAUCUUCGGUAACAUAA